This is a messenger RNA of Bolinopsis microptera, 2764 nucleotides long. RefSeq names its product UDP-glucuronosyltransferase 3A1-like. Gene Ontology annotation, molecular function: UDP-glycosyltransferase activity. Lineage: Eukaryota; Metazoa; Ctenophora; Tentaculata; Lobata; Bolinopsidae. The transcript has a single exon. The record is from RefSeq and is a predicted model, not a curated record. The coding region runs from base 135 to 1811 and encodes 558 amino acids.
UUAUCAAGAUAUAAUUCAGUUAUUUUGAAGAUUUACAUCCAUCAUCUUGUCUGAUCGUUCAAUUGGGAAGACUUACCUUGAAGUUCCGAAUUACAUGAUGAGCAUUUCUUUGCUUCAUUAACCAACUUCUUAGGAUGUUACUUCUGGUCAUCCUUCUUAUCCUUCCCAUCUCCCACACUUCCAACAUCUUCGCUGGAUCCCUCCUUGGUGGAAGUCAUCUUACUGCUCUUUACGACCUUGCCCUUAUCUUAGCAGAUUCUGGACACAACAUAACCUUCGUAAACAUUGUAUCAAGAGGACUGGACAAGUGUGUCCCAUAUCCUAAUAUUCAUGUUGCCAAUAUUGUGGUGUGGGACAGUCAAGAUGAAGAUAUGAUGUGGAAGGAUUGUAUAGCAGAUGUUAUGAAAGGUGACAGUGGCUAUGCAUUGGAAGCGUUUGGACCAAGCUGCAUUGAGGUUUGGAGAGAGGUUUGGAAGAGAUCUGCUGGAGUUUUCUCAGGGGAGGAAGUUUUGGAUAUGUUUAGCAGAAAUCAGUUUGAUGUUAUUCUAGGGGAGAAGGUUGAAAAUACUGGUUUGGCAUUGCUUGGUACCGUUACAAAUGUCCCUGUUGUAAAUUACGAGCCUAGUUUCAUGAUAGAGCUGGCACUGCUUCAUAACAACCUGCCAAUGUUGGUUUUCAGUCAACCCUCUUUACUAUUGAAUCACGGAUUCCAUCGAUCUCCUUCAUUUACAGAGAAGCUAUCAGUGUUAAAAGAUGCUUUUAUAUUCUUGCCUUUUAUCCAGUCAGGGGCUGAAGCUAUGCAGCCCUUCUUGGAAAAGUUUGGAUUCUCCAGUUUACGAGAUGUUAAAAGUUCAGUAAAAUUGUAUCUUACUAACGACCAUCCUGCGUUCACUUUCCCGUUUCUUCGCCCCCCAAAUGAUAUCCCUAUCGGGUGUGCAAACCUUUUGGAAAGUAAACAUGCUCCUAUAGAAUUCUCCCCUCAAAUUGUUCAGUUUUUAGAGGAGUCAGUCGGAAAGGAUGUUAUUUACGUCUCUUUUGGAUCGUAUGCAAAGAUGAGUGAUGUUCCCUGGUUUUCUGAACUCAUAAACAUCCUUAUUGAACUCGAUCUAAGAGUAAUAGUUAAAGUAGAUAAAUAUUGUGAUAAAAUAUUCCCUGAAUCUGUUUUACCGCUUGAUUGGGCACCCCAAAAAGAUCUCCUAAGAUCAGGAAAAGUAAAAGUUUUCGUCAGCCACUGCGGUAACAACGGUAGGUUGGAGACUAUUUUCUACAAUGUGCCUGCGUUGUGUAUUCCCCAGUUUGCUGACCAAUUCAUCAACGCAGAGCUAGUCAAGCUCAAAGGAUUUGGAGAGAGCUUGAUGAAGGAGGAUAUCCCGUAUCGAGCUAGAGAAGUAGUUACCUCAAUGAUCACUGAUCAUGGAACAUAUCAUGGGAAUAUGAAGAAAGCUUCUGAUAUAGUUGAGAAUGAGCCGGGUAAUGUGAGGGAGAACCUCGUGUUUUACGUGGAGCAAGUGGCUGAGUUUGGCAAUGUGGACUAUUUGGUGAAUGCAGUUACAGAACAACAGAAUAUGGCAGAAAUAUACUAUUUGGAUAUAAUCAUACCUGUCUGUGUGAUUGGUACUGCCUUGGUAGGGUUAUUAUGUUAUGCCUUGGUUAAACUGUAUAAUAUGAUGUUAUAUUCCAAUGGAAUGUCAAUAUUGAGUUUAAAGUUUUGCCUUGUUACACCUUUGCUCCUUCUCGUAUUUAACACUCAGAGUGUACGUAAUGUCAUAAAAAUGUUCAGCUUCGGACUUCAGCUACUUUUUGAAAAGUAAAAUUGACGGUCACGUGUUUUUUAAAUGUUGAUUGGGACCGAUAAAAUGAUAAAAUGAGAAUAAUCAUAAUGUAAGUUUUUUAUUUGGAUUUUAACCGCUUUAUUUCUACAACACUCAGGGCAUUCGAUUUUGUAGCAUAUAUUUUACGUUUUCUAUUUCAAGAGUUAUUAAGCCCAGCUGUUAUCUCUAUUCAGGACACGCACACUUCCGCCUCGCAUUUAACACACUACUUCUACUCCUUAAUCAAACCAUAUUUGGCUCCCACGUUUCGCACUUCUCAUUGGUCAGUACCAUUCCCGCCAUUUCGCGUCACACUAGAUACAUACCUACACACUUCACAUCAUCUACCUUGUUCACCGUUGUAGCAUUCCACGCUUUUGUAAUCAUGUGUAGUAUAUUUAGUCUUGUAGUAGUUCUAGGAGUGUACGUUAUUGCUAUAAAAGUUUGUCGUCGUAUGAACUAAUUUUUUUUAUGACUUUUUGUAUCGCAUUUUUGGAUAAAGGUUAUUGAAUAUAAUAUACAAUUAUGUUGUUUUGUUGAUAUGUUGUGUACGUCUGUGGAGUAGUAGCAAGAAGGUAUCGUAUACAUUUUAAUUUGUUCUCUUGAUUAUUUAUUAAUGAUUCAAAUUCUGUAUUUUAUGUAGUGUCGGGCCGACCCUACAUAAAAUACAGAAUUUGAAUCAUCGGCACCAAUGUAAUUAAUAUGGUUUUACCACCGUGUUUUGGUUCAGCCGAAAUAAAUUUUACUAUGAUGUUUACAUAAUGUUUCUCACUCCAGCUGCAGUCUGGUAGUGUUGAGUCUCAGGAAUAUUUUCUAGCUCUCACUUUCCAUGUUUUUGCCUCACAGGAGAUAUUGUGGUCUUUUCUAAAUAUAACUGUAAUACAUUGAUGUAAAGUUUAUUUGAAUUUUGAAAUAUUAAAAAAAGAAUUGAAAAUAAUUAUACACUAAUUUUG